AUGCUGAACAAGAAUAAAUUCGUUGAGCGCCGCCUCUCCAUUAAGAAGAAACUUUAUCAAGUCCUACAGAAAGAGGCCCCCCAUGGGGUUAUCAAAAAUAAUGUUUGGAAUGUGGUGGCCAGUGCCACUGGCCAGCAGGUUGCAGCCCACUAUUAUGGUGUUUCCAAGAUGAACCUGUUAUUGGAGAAGUUUGAAGAUAUGGUGUGUGAGACUGAGCGUGAAGGCAAGACAUAUUUAACAUUAGUCAAGGAUUACAUCCUAACUGAUGAUGAAUCCUCUGAUGAUGAUGGCAACGACAGUGAUGUACAGAUUGAUCAAGUGUCAUCAUCACGACCAACUGCCCCGGUGCUGGAACCAGGGAAAAUAGCCAGCAAUUAUAUGGCCAAUCCAGGAACAGUUGGCAUGAGGAUGCAAAGCCUCCAUCCUACGCCAGUUUCUUACGUCCAGCAGCCCUUUCUUGUUGUCCAACCAAUCCAGCCAAUGCGGUACCAGGCAGUGCAGCCAAGGCAGACUUUCCUAAUGCCAGAACCUCUCCAGCCUAAAACCUCCCACCACAGUACCCAGAAACCUGCUGCUGAUCACAAUAUGGAUUUAGAUGAUACAAAUUUUCCAACUCUAGCUUCUCAAACUCAAACAAAAUCAUCAUUGGAAGUAAACAAAGAUUUACUUCAGAAAAAUUUAAUAUCACUUAUGAAAAACUUUCCCCAGGGAAUAAAAAAAUCAGAGAUCUGGAGAGUGUACAAUGCAACAUACCGACACCAACCAACAGCCAAGAACUUCGGUGUGACCAAACUGACCCUAGUGCUAGAAGAAUUUUCAGAAAUCGAAGAAUUUGUGAAAGACGAGAUACCUUACCUUAGAUUGAGAGGUCAAGCCCCAAUGACAAGCCUUGGCCUAUCUUGGGGCCAGGGAGUACAGAGUCACAUGAUGGGCCAGAGCCAUCGGGAGCGAUCUUCAUCCACCAGCUCAGUGGAGUCUGUGGCCAGUUCCAGCAGUAGUAUGCAGGGAACACGUUACAUGGGCAAGCAUACGAGGUUUCAGUCUCCAGACAGGGAUGUCAUAGAUCUUACAGAAACAUCAACACCAGAAAAUAAAAAGAAUCCAUUUAUUGACCUCACAUCUGAAAAGAGACAAUCUCUCUUUGGUAAGAGUCACAUUAGUAGUAGUCCACAUGAAACCAUCCCAGCAUUACCACAGCAACCAAUGCAACAAGCUAGCAAUGUGUAUGUACAGUCACAAAGACCACCGAUGAUGCCAGCAGGUACACCUUCAGGGGGUCAGGUGAUAGACCUCACAGAGACACAUGUGGUGCCAAUUAGUCAACGUGCGUUUGAGGACAGGGAGAUAAGGGUGUCUGCCAUAAGAGGGUAUGAUGGACGUAGACACCCUCCUCGUGAUGUCCUCGAAAAUGCUGCUAAGGAAUGUGUUGAGAUUUUGGCAGAGGCUAACCAACAUGUUUCCCUCAACAGGGUGGAAGAUCUUAUAAAAAGGAGAUUCAACACAAAUAACAUUAUGAGUCUUGGAAUAAGGUAUUUAGAGAACAUCAGUUAUAUAAAUGAAUUCAAUCGUUCUAUUGCAAAGGUGAAUGCCUACAUCCAGGCCUUUGUAAAGACUAGGUCCAUUUGUACACUGUAUGAACUUGGUCAGUGUCUAUUGGAGUAUGCUCCUGACAAAGAAGAUUUUGCUUCCUUCAAAUUCGGCCCACUGCAGCGUAUGCCAGAGGUAUUUAGACUGUUCAAGUUCCCCACUGACUUUGCAGACAUUCCAGAGAUCACGAGCAUGGAUGUCCUCGAACACUUGCGCAAUUACAUGACGAAGCACAAUAAGUGGUCAGAACGUCUGGUUAUGGAGGAGUUUAUGAACUACCUAGUAGAAGUCUAUUCUGCUGACAAUGCCUACAUGCUUGGAGUUAGACUUCGUAGUCUUCCACUUGCUGCCAUGGUUCUAAAAAAAGCACAGCGUGAUGUUUCAUCAAGUAGAAGGGCUAUUCAUGAAGGAUUUAAGGAGGAACUGAAACAACAGCUACAACAGGCCUUCCAGAAGUUCCGUGCCUCUAUCCUACAGCCUUCAGGUGACUCAUCCCUGCUGGUACGACAACACUACUUACAGCUCAAACCAGAAAUAGCUAUUAUGGAGAUUUUCCAGAAGUUCCAAUUGAUUACCCAGUUGGAACAGCCAAGCACAAAGUUCGAGCGACGCCAGUUUACUCAGUUCCAGAAAGUAGUGUCUGACUUUUUAAUGGCAAUCAAAACAGACUCAUUGGGAUCCAAACUGUUCCAUCUGGCACUGUGUGUCAGCAACACAAUUCUAGAGGAAGCAGCCUGUGAGCUGCUGUCUCCAUCGACAGAAAACCAAGACCAGGGGGAGUCAAAACUAGAUGGAGAACAAAGGCAACCCCCGAAGAAAGAGGUUGUAAUUGAGUAUCUGAAGAAGUACCUGGAGCGUUGUAUAGGCCACGGAUCUCUAAAGCUGUCUCAUAUGGACAUGAUCGAAGAGAAGCUAGCUGAGGACUUCAAUUUCCCAAGUUUUGUUGCCAUGGGAUUUGGCCGUUUCCUGGAGUUUGUCACAAAGGAAGCUAAGUCGUUCCUGGAUGAGUGUGGUGGGAUGACAAUUGGCAUGGGCGUGUCCGGUGGGGAUACUGACUCUGUAUACAGACCACAAAAGUCAGAAGUACUUGAGCUCAUGCACCAGUGUCGACAAUGUGGCAUAGAACAGAAUGAGGAUUUGGUGAAGGCCAUUUGUCAACAAUUUGGUGUGAAGGAACCAAAGCAGCUUGGAUAUGGAAAUAUUGGGCGUCUUCGCACAGAGAGUGAACGACCAGGCAAACACCAAUCCAAGGAACAUACAGUGCUAUAUGAGUCUGCUCUUGGCUGCAAUCAUAGUUUGACACCACGAGGUCAGGUUGGUAUACUUGGUCACCAGGCAAGAGAGACAGCUUUAGCCUGUCUACACAACUGCCCCCUGCUGGAGGACCUGGCUGGCUGGAGCCAGUGGACACUAGUAUUUGAGCCAGAGCAUGGCAAACUGAAGGAUUUCCUACAAAAGUAUGGUGGCUCUCAUAUCUCCACCAUUGAUGGUAAGCGUCUCAUGACAACAAACAUCCUAGCAAUGGAAAUAAAACCUGGCAAGUUCCUCAAGCUGACUAGUCAGACGUCCCCAGAAAUUUUUGAGCAAGCUCUGAUAGCCCGUAAUGUGACUGAGGUGUGUGGUCACCUUAUGUCCAUGGUUGUGACCAACAAAGGUCUGGACAACACACCCCUGGCCUUGCUGACCAACCACCUAAAGACAGCUCUUUUUACUAUGCAUGGAUCAGAGAGUAGUCACAGCCUACCAGGAGCACCCCCUAUGGGAGGAUCUGCCAAUGCAGCUGUGGUAUUUGUAUUGAACUGUCUAAUGAAGUUACCAAUCCGUAGCUGUGUGUCCAUGGCUGAUAAGGUCUUCCUUGAACCUCUUGGACAUGUAGUGGGCUCGACUAAGUCCAAGUCACUGCUUAUGGGGGCGUGUCACAGCGUGUAUGAGAUGAAUCGGCUACAAGAACUUGGCUGUCACCUAGGCAUUGAUGACUGGACUCAUCAGAUACAGAAGAAAAGUUCCCUGCCUGCAGACGCCAUUGAGGAAAUCCCCACCGAGGAAGCACAGGAAUUUUUCGGACAAGUUGUUCAGGUGGAAGAGGAUAGCGAUGAAUCUGAUGAUGAGUCCUCAGAUGCUUCCUCCAUCCUAUCCAGUGAUGAUGAGGAGGACAAGAAUACAGAAGAAUCAGAUGAUGUUGUAAUCGUAGAGGAAGCAGUAGUUAUUGGAGAGGAUACUUUGGACAGUCAAAAGGCAAACAGUGUCAUAGAUGUCACAGAAAAAAUUGUGAAAGUAGAAGGAACUGAAGACAAUGAAGAUGAUGGAAACGAAGAAGAGGACAAUUUGACUGAAGAAGAAAAACGGGAGCGACAUUGUCACAAAAUAAUUGACAAUAUACGUCGUGAUGAGUUUGGGUUUGGUGUAGAACUCAAUGAGGAUGGCCAAAGACUGAUGCAGGUCCAUCAGGAGAGACUCGGGCGUAGUCUGGACAGACUGUCCAAAGACCUCUACAGCAAGGAUACCCACUUUGUGCUGGAGCUGGUACAGAAUGCUGAUGACAACACCUACCCGGACACGAUGAUCAGUGAUAUGUGUCCCUCUGUAAAAUUUAUAACAAGACAGGAUUCUGUUAUCGUCCUCAACAAUGAGUGUGGCUUCGAGGAGAAAAACAUUCGUGCUCUUUGUGAUGUAGGCAAAAGUACAAAAGGAAAGCACACAUUUGGGUACAUAGGCCAAAAGGGUAUAGGAUUUAAAUCUGUGUUCCGUGUGACAAGUCGGCCAGAAGUUCACUCAAAUGGCUACCACAUCUGUUUUGAUGCUAAGAGUGGGCCUAUGGGAUUCAUACUGCCCCACUGGACACCGGAUACCUGGGAAGAUGGCAAAGAUUGGACUACAAAGAUAGUGUUACCAUUGAAAGCUGAGAUGGGUACUACCGUGUGUUCCCUGGCAGCCAGGUUUGACGACAUUCACCCUUCACUACUCCUUUUCCUUCAUCGGCUCCGACAGAUCACCGUCCUUAACAAGGUGGAUGACUCUACACAAGUGAUGCGUCGUCGAGACCUUGGUGAAAGUGUAGUGGAGAUAGAACACAACAAAGGUACAGAUCGAUUUCUAGUGAUCAAGAAGUCCCUGGAUGCUUCUAAGAUUUCUCUACAGGCUAAAUCAGGAGUAGAAGUAGAUUCCACAGAAAUUGCUAUGGCCUUCCCACUGAAGGCAAAGGGUCAACGAGGAUUUUCCCUGACCGCUCAGCCAAGACAACCAGUGUUUGCUUUCCUGCCAUUGCGCAGCUAUGGCUUCCGAUUCAUUGUACAAGGUGACUUUGAUGUGCCAUCGAGUCGUGAGGAUGUAGAUAGGGACAGUCCAUGGAACCAGUGGAUCAGAAAUGAGCUCCAUACCCUGUUCAUCGAAGCUUUGGAUGUGUUCAAGUCUCACAAGGAGUUCUCUGCCCUUGAAGCAGUCACAUCCUUCCUCCAAUUUGUCCCCAUGGAGGAUGAAAUUCUUGAUUUCUUCCGACCUGUUGCCUCACAGAUCCUUGCUAAGCUAAAGGCAAAAGCCUGUGUACCUACACAGCCGAACAGUAAAGGUAUGAUUACCUGGAAGAUGCCGUCACAAACCGUGAUAGUUCGAGACUCGUUAAUCUGUGAACUUAUCACACCUGAGAUGCUGCAGAAACAUCUGAACCUGUUUUAUGUCCACCGUGAUCUUGCCGAGUCUCUGAACACCACCCUGACACAGUGUCUUGGCAUCGAGUGCCUAACCACUGACCACCUAUUACAGAUCGGAAAGGCGCUGAUUCUUGACCGCAGUCAAGAACAUGACUUUGACAGUCAGAUCCUCAUCACUGCCAAGUGGCUAGCAUGUGUUUAUCGAAGUCUUGACGAGUUCCAUGACAACCAGACCAUCCUGGAAACAUUGAGCACCUUGAAAAUCCUGCCACUUACCACCUACCAGUUUGUGACCUUGGCAGAUAAUACCGUCUUUUUUCCACUAACAGAGGACAAGAAAAAACUACAAAGGGGAGACCCAAUGAUGGUUCUGCAGGCAGACCUUAACACCAUCCACCCUCUCCUCCUGGCCACUCCUGACAAUGAGGUGAAUUCACAGGUACAGAAACUCCUCAACAAGCUUAGUGUGAAGCAUCUGACACCCAGUGAUGUCAUCACUCAUCACAUCCUACCUGUCCUCAGCUCCGAACAAUGGCAGACUAAACAGCGGGAGACACUCACCAGCUACUUGAUAUAUAUCAAGGAAUGUUAUGAACAGCAGAGUUCUGUUGUAGAUCUAGAAAACUUGUCUACUGUUGCUAAACUAGUUACCAACCAUGGUGUUAAAAAUCCUAAAGAUGACGCUCUCCACUUCACGCCAUUGUAUGGUAACACCAUUGACCUUCAGGCUAGUUUCCCAGGCUAUGAAUGGAUCCUUGUGGACAGUGUUUACCUUACCAAUUGCAAAACCAGUCAUGAAAUACAGCGGUGGCAUAGCUUCCUGUCCAAACUAGGUGUCACCAACUUCCUGUGUGUACGGUCAGAAAAGGUCCCAAUCGACGCCGCCUCUAUUUCAUCCAGUCCUUGGGCCCCACUGAAAGAGAUGUGGGGAAAUUUGCAGGAAGGGACAUAUAUCAAGGACUGGAGCAGCAGAGAACUGGAGUGUAUUAUCUCAGACAACAAGAGUCCAAGCUCGUAUGAGAUACAGAUGAAGAUGCUUUUUCAGCUGUUAGAUCAUGAAUGGGAUAGUCAGUAUGCUAUGUAUGUGUCAGCUCAGCUGUGUACAGCUGAAGGGAGAUUGAUCAAGGACACAGACUCUUCAUUUAGCAUCCUACUAAGAACACAGAGUUGGCUGCCAGCAUUAAAGAAGGACCUGGUAGCUGAAGUUGGUGGCAUUGUGCGUACCUCCCUUAGUGUUGCUAUGAUGGCACCCUCUUGUAUCUACCUACGUCUGGCACAAAUAGAGAAACAUCUUUCUCAUACAGUGCGCUACCUAGACGCAGUACCAUCCAAUCAAAGCAGCUUCUGUCAAUUCCUCAGACUUAAGACUAAGGUGGACCUUGAGGAGGUGAUGAAUAGUUUGAUUAGCUGGGGUGCACGUUCAGUUGAGGUUGAGCCAGCAGUCUUCUGUACCAGUCUUCAACACAUUAAGACAGUGUACCGCUAUUUACUUGAAAAUUUACCUCCAAAGAAAUCACAAGACUUAUUAAUGGAAAACCCUGUAAUCUUUGUUCCAGUGGUCACAUCCUUCCCAAACUAUAGUCCACCAUCUACAGCAGAUGUGGCUGGAAAAAUGAUGAGUAGACAGGAGGUUUGGUGGACAGACAGGACAGGUCUGGUAGAAAAACACAGAGAACUUCUACAAGAGUACCACUCAGAUCUGGCCAAGAAACACACAUUGGGCGAGAUCUACCAUGACACUGAUAUCAAAGAGUUCUUUCUGCGUGUAGGUAAGAUGGCUUGUCAGCCUAGCAUGGCAGAGUAUGCUGAGUUACUGGUUCUGCUGACCAGUGUUAUGCCUUCAGUGGACAAAACUAAGCUAUGUGAUGUGCUUCAGCUUUAUUCCACAAUUGGCUCUCUCCUUCGAGAACCUGGUACCGAUGCCAGCCAAUCCAACCCUACUGAUCAAGAUGUCAACACCAAACGACAAAUCCUUGACAGUGAGAAGCGUGAACUCCUUGGACAGCUGAAGGGUCAAAAGAUUCUGGCCACAAAGACAGGACAGUGGAUCAGCAUCGAACAGAACCCUAUGAUCAGUGACAACCGGGAACUAGAGAAAAUGUUCAGUGAAAAGGCAGAUGUACAUUUCCUGGAACUAGAGGAUACUAAGGGGAAAGACAAACGGGGACGCCAAUCCAAACCUUAUGAUGAGGAGGCACUACAUGUGUUCCUGAAGCUGUGUAAGGUGUGUAGCUUGACAGAAAGCGUGGAGUCUGAGGAAAUCACACCAGACUUCCAAGAAUGUCCCAAACUUCAGUUUUAUGUACACAAGGCCGUUCCUCACAUACAGGAGUUUAUAUACAACAGAUAUCCAAACAUUUAUCAAGAGCAGGUGGACGAUGGAUUUGCGGCAAGGCUACUUCAAAUGAAAUUUUUCCAGGUUUCCCGGCUAGAGGUGCGUUACUUCCUGCAAUCUCAACCAGAAAUAUACCACAUACGGCCAGAGAAAUGUCUUAUUAGAGGGUCCACCUUCUUCUUCCACAAAGACAACCUGUCUUCCUACCAGGACAUCAACAAGGAAAUCUCCAAGUUCUUCAGCAGAAAGGAUGAGAAAUGUUCCCGGGAUCUCAGAACAUUCCUGAACAGUAUGAUGCCAAUUCUUACUGGCCAAUCAGAUGGUUCCCUGGACGAAAUAUGUGAGGACCAUGGCGUUACAGAGUUUCUUCAGGAAGGGGAGGAGCUAUGGAUUGUUCCACCACCUAUAAUGCCUGUUGUUCCAGAACGUAAGCCCCAAGCUGUUGCUGUGACUGCUCCAAGUGAAAUAAAAGAUGAUAAGUCCCAACCUGAGGGCGAGCCUAGACUGACAGCAUGGCCACCUGCCUCUGAUACCAAUGUCAAGGAUCAUGAGGGCAAGAAGAAAGCUCCAAGAGAGGAAGGGUCUACUGGCUCUAACAUAUGGCCACCUCCGAAGGCACCUGAUUAUAUUCGCAGUGUGAGAGAGCUCCCAUCAGGGGUUAAAGUCAUAGAUGGUGAGGAAAGUUCUGAAAAGAAAACUGUAAAAACAGAGAAGUCUGAAAGAGACCUGGAGACCAAAGGUGGUAUCGUUGAGACUGGAUCAGUUAGCCAGUUUACUCCACAGGACAGCUCAGGAGAAAGUGGUAAAAAUGGAAUGAAGCGUAAGCGAGCAGAUGACAGUCAGUCAGAAUCUGGAGAAACCAAACGCCCAUACAGCACAGGGGAGGCUUCAGAACAGUCUUCUGAUAAUCAGACAGUCAAAAGAUCAACAUCCAUCCAGUCAGAGAGCAGAGGAGACAGGUCCUCUGGUCAGAUUGCCACUGUUGAGGGGCAGAAUGAAGAAAAAGAGCCCGGAACCCAGAGCAGUAACAAGCGUCGUCACCCAGACGAUGGAUCACCUCAUCCUCCAUCCACCAAGAAGCCUCUCACUGGCGUGCACUUCGGUGACCCAGCCUGGGCUACUGUUUCCAGUGAGUAUGUCUACGAAGAGCUGAACAUCAGAAAAGAUCUCAAACUGCCAGAGAACAUAGUCCUAGAUUCAGGUGCUGGGACAGAAGCAGUUGGCCAGUGGGGAGAAACUCUUGUAUAUUACUAUCUCCUUCAAAUGAAAGAGGUCAGUUCUGACAUCAUCCAAGUUAUAUGGAUGAAUGAGCAACAGGAGACAGGGUUGCCGUAUGAUUUUGAAAUGCAUGUUGCCACAGAAACUGGAAUUUCUGUGAUAUAUAUUGAAGUGAAAAGCACAGUUUCUGACAAAAAGGAAGUUUUUGAAAUCUCCGCACCACAAGUUAAGUUUGCUCAGGAACAGAAAGAGAACUUUUGUAUCUACCGAGUAUUUAACGCUGGAGAUACAGAUAAUGUACGACUUGUAAGAAUUCAUAACCUGGCACUCUGUAUGGAGCAGAAACAGGUACGCCUGUGUAUGGUGAUAUAAAUUCACAAAAACCAUGUGACGAGACAAGGUCGCAAAUUCUGUGGAGUGUGUUGAUGAUAGCACAUGUGGAUGAAAUUUGUUUCAAUGUGAUAUUUGUCGUGAUAUCGCAAAUAAGUUACUACUUAAGCAUUAUAAAUCUUCAGAAUUAUGCAGUGUUGUUGCUUUGCAGAAUUCAUGUGUGGUUCAUGAAUUAUAUUGGUCUCCUAAAGCAUCUAUAUUCAGUUAUAACCUUGACCUGUAUAUUAUACUAAACACCAGUAUACCCUUGUAUUGUGAUAUAGACAGAAUUGAGUAAACACAGGAUACAUACAUUGGACCUGGAAUAAGACAUAUUUCCUAUUUUAAUGUGAUAUCCAAUUUUUUAUCUUAUUAUCAUCAUCUCUUUAUUACUUGUAAUGUUACUUGGGUAAGGUCUUUGAACAAAUAGUCAUAAGACAGAUUAAAUCUGGAUUAAAAUUAGAAUAGGACACUUUAAUCACUGUAGAUGUUGUAGAUGUAUUUUUUGUUAGCUCACAUUUUUAUAAUUUUAUGAGAGAUUAAAAAAAAUGUAUUUUUUUACAGAAUCCAUGAACCAGACUGUUGUUUUCUUGAUAAAUUUUAUACCAACAUACCUUUUUUUACAAUUAUAGUCCUUCUUUGAAAAGAAGAUUGAAAAAUACCAUUUGAUGGCCCUAAUGGUCUUUUAUGUGUUUACGGGCCUUUAAGAAUGUAAUAAUGAUAAUGAUUAUUAUGAUUGGAAAAUAGAACCCACUAAAAUAAUAAUCUCCUACUUGGGCUGCAAAGUUUGUCAGUAGUCAUAGUUAUCUCAUGUUUUACAAUAUUAACCUUUGAAGGUGUAAACAAAACUGGAGAUCUACUGUAUACUACUCACGAGGGUUUUAAUUUCACUUAACUCACAAAUGCAUCAAAAGAUGGAAAACUUAACACCUCCGAGAUCAUGUCGAUAUAAUCAAGGUUUCACAAGUCAACCUACCAGUUGAAAUAACCCUGCCUCAGCCGAAAAUAGACAUAAAAAGGAACUUGUAUAAGAUGGAGAUACAGUUUGAAUUCCUGUGACGGAGAAUGUCUUUUUCAACAUUUCCUCAUCCAGUAACAGUUUCUGUACCAUUAACACCAGCUAAGUACCAGCUUGAUUGUCCACAGUCACAUAUCAACAAAGUGUUCUGAAAUACCUGUACUCCAAAUUAUUAUGUUAUUUGCAAAAUUUAACCCUCGUGAAUAAGUUCUUGACAGAAAAUUGCAAAAUUUUGAACCUGCAAAAUUCAACAAUAUAUAGUAUGAAGAAUUUGUUGUUAUAUGAUAAUGUGCCAUAUGUAAUUGUUUACUAGGUUACAGAUGUGGAAGGUCCCAAUGACCAAUUAAAAUGUGUUUUCAUCUAUUUUUUAUUGUUCAGUGUCUAUUAACAAUUCAUAUUUUCAACAUUUCCAUAACAACUAGAAGUUGUAGAGCCAUUAGAUCCCUCAAUAUAGGCAGUAAGACUGCUCAUUCAUACAGGAGUCACGCCAUAUUUUGUAUCUUGAUACCAUCCAAGAUGGAAAGAUAAUUUUUCAGUCGUAUGUCGUAAAAAAUAAUAUCACAACCCAUAUCCUCAGUUAUUGCCUUUGAUUGUUAGAUAGAUAUUUAGAAACACUUGACCCAUGGGAAACUACAUUCCCAGUGAUUUGGGCUAUUGUCAAAUAUCUAGAGUCCUCAGAUAUUUAGGUGUCAAGGCUUCGUAUUCACCCUGUGGUAAUUAGAAUUAAAUUUAGCCAGCACUAAGCCUGGUAAUAAGCAUCAAUACAUAAUGUUGUUUAAUAAAAAGCAAUGCUCUAUCAUUAUUCUGUGAUAAGCCCACCCCCUUAGUAAGAAGUAGUGUUUAAAGUCCCUGGACUUAUGUAGUAGUUAUGAUUUUUUUUACAUAUGUCUUACCUUUAGCUAUAACAAGUCCCCUUACCUUCAUUUUAUAAUAAUAUGAAUUUAAUGGUUGUUUUAUCAGUAUCAGGUGGAAUCAAACGAUACCUGCCUUCAUCUAAUGGAAUAUUUUCUUAUAGUUUUUAGGUCGCCUGAGCCAAAGGCUCAUGGUGACCCAUUGCCAUCAUGAUUUGUCUGUCGUCGUGCGUCGUUAACUUUUCACAUAUUCCACUUCUUCUCAAGAACCACUGAAUGGAUUUUGACCAAACUUGGCACAAAGCAUCCCCAUGGGAAGCCGCUCCAAGUGUGUGAAGAAAAAGGGCAUAGCCCCAAUAGGGGCCCCAGGAGGGGGAAAAAGGGGGUAAAAUUAGGUAAAUCUUUAAAAAUCUUCUUCUCAUGAUUAAAUACAUAUUUGAUAUUUAGGGACCUUAUGGCAAGGUCUACAAAGUUUGCUAAUGAAAAAAAAAUCGGGUCAAAAACGGCUCCACUAGGGGGCGCUCAAAAGGGUCAAAAAUUCAACUUUGACCGAUUUCAACCAAAUUUGUAAGAAAGCAUCCCUUAGUGAAGGACAUAUGAAAUUAUGUUGAAAAAAGUGAUUAUGUCCCCUUUGGGGCCCAUAGGGGUGUAAAAGGGGCCAUAUGUAAAAACCUUCAUUAAAUGACUACUUCUCAAGAACCAGUGGAUGGAUUUUGACCAAACUUGGCACAAAGCAUCCCCAUGGGAAGCCGCUUCAAGUUUGCGAAGAAAAAAGGCGUGGCCCCAAUAGGGGCCCCAGGAGGGGGAAAAGGGCGAAACUUGAUACGAAUGUUCUACACAAGGUCCUGGCAAGUGUUUUAACUUUUUGGGGCGAUUCAAAAUCCAAGAUUGCCACCCUGGCCUCUGUUUGGCUAAGACAUUAUGGACUUACUCUUAAGAACCAUUGGGUGGGUCAUGUUCAAACUUGGUACAGAUGUUUUACACUUGGUCCUGCACAAGUGUUGUUACACUUUUGCAACAUUUUAAAAUCCCCAGAUUAUUGACAUAUAUUCCUCAGGUGACUGUUAAGGCCCAUUGGGCCUCUUGUUAUUGUUAAAUAUCAGAAUCAUCUCUGCUGUGAGCUUUGCUGAUUUUUUUUUUUAUUAUUAUUUAACUGGUAGAGUAAGUGUGUAACAAUAUUGCCUCUGUAAUGCUUUGGUAGAUACAGGUUUGGUAAGAAAGGACUAAAGUGAUGAAAUGAAGUGUUGUUUUUCAUGCUUGUAAAUUUAAAUCUCUUUAUCAUUCAUGAUAUAACCCGAGAGACAAAUAAAAAAUAAUGGUUCGGGGAGCUUGAUCUAUUUUCUGAAUAUCCUCACUCCUUUUCAAUGGCAAGGGGUAAAUGCUUUUGUUUUUAACUUUUAUUUUAAAUCAAUUAGAUAACUCCAUGUCCUUAGCGUUUUUAGCUAGGAGUGUGUUAGUAUCAAUGAAACAAAAGUAAACACUAGCUGCCUUCAUCUGCUGAAAGGCUGUAAUAGUGGAUGUAAAACCUGCUAACGAAACCUGUUGUAUAUAACUAGGGUAAAGAAAUAUUCUCUUUAUCUUGUUUAGUGAAUUCUGAAAGGAGGUAUUGUUAUGAAUAAUGAAAUCUGUUGCUUUAGGACCCAUGUAGGAACCAUGGAGGUAUUGGUAAAAACACUUGUUCCAUAAAAUACUGUUACUCUGGACAACUGGAGUUGUUUUCUAAAGUGGAAGUAUAGUAACAGUGGUAAAUACUAAAUACAAUAUACAGUUCAGGGAAGGAAAAUGUUCAUGUAUAGUUAAGGUAUUUUAGUCUAAAUGUAAGAGAAGUGACAUCUCUAACAAAUGAGUGAUACAGAAGUAUUGGACAUCAUGUCAAGUCAGCAUUAGACUUUCCUCUACAUUACAUAAAGGGGACAUGUGCUAUUGUUAAGUAAUCACAAGUUUAGAAUACAAUUUUAUUGUUAAGUCAAAGUUCGACUUUAUCCGCUGUACUUGAGUAUGGGACCAGUCAUAAUUCUUACUAGUAUACAUGUUGAUAGUUCAGGCUACCAUAAUUAGUAGUUCACACCAAACCUGUAUUAGUUUGUGUAAAAGUCUUCUUGUGGUAGCUAUGUAUUGUAUACAAUUUGUAAUACACUUGUUAUAGUUUGUAUGUUUUUGUAAUGUAUUGUAUGAAUAGAAUAAUAAAUCAUGAUGAAAUUUAUAA
This is a messenger RNA of Ylistrum balloti, 13231 nucleotides long. RefSeq lists its product as uncharacterized. The transcript is spliced from 33 exons. The record is from RefSeq and is a predicted model, not a curated record. NCBI's taxonomy places the organism in Eukaryota, Metazoa, Mollusca, Bivalvia, Pectinida, Pectinidae. Bases 1 to 9159 code for a protein of 3052 amino acids.